GGUUGUCUCGAUGAAGGAAGAUGCUGGCGAGAUUGCGGCGCGCCUCGCCGACUUUUUAGAAGGGGUCCGCAUUGAAGCAGAGGUCCACGUCGUGCCACUGCGGAAUGCAACGAUCUCGUCGCUCCUCAUCAAGCGCACCAAGGACGAGUUGCUGAAGAAGAAGGAGGCGCUCGCCGCCAUGAAGGUGACGACCAUGUCUUUCGCCAUCCGCGACGGCUACGAGCAGCUCGUGGACGACCUCAGCGACGUGGGCACGGCCAUCGACGACGACGAGCGGUCCAAGCGCUUUGCUGCGUCGCUACCACCAACCUCGUCCGACACGCGCCUGAUGCACGCCCAGCUCAUGAACCAGCACAUGCUCGAGCACUCGGGCGAUGCAUCGCUCGUCGUGGUGAACCUCCCGCGCCUCAUCGGCGUCCCUGCACUCUCCUUUGUGACGUACGUUGAAGCGCUGACACAGCACCUACCGGCGGUGCUACUCGUGCGGGGCAGUGGCCGCGAAGUCGUGACCUUGAACGCCUGAAGUCCACAAGAUGACCAUCGUUUUAUAUAAAUGCUGGGGCUAAUACAUGUACCCUGGGCGCCUUGA
Saprolegnia parasitica CBS 223.65 is the source of this 589-nucleotide messenger RNA. RefSeq lists its product as hypothetical. The record is from RefSeq and is a predicted model, not a curated record. The coding region runs from base 11 to 523 and encodes 170 amino acids. Gene Ontology annotation, biological process: monoatomic ion transport. Lineage: Eukaryota; Oomycota; Saprolegniomycetes; Saprolegniales; Saprolegniaceae. Gene Ontology annotation, molecular function: chloride:monoatomic cation symporter activity. Gene Ontology annotation, cellular component: membrane. The transcript is spliced from 5 exons.